Pseudogymnoascus verrucosus is the source of this 2519-nucleotide messenger RNA. RefSeq lists its product as uncharacterized. Gene Ontology annotation, molecular function: oxidoreductase activity. The coding region runs from base 350 to 2350 and encodes 666 amino acids. The transcript has 2 exons. Lineage: Eukaryota; Fungi; Ascomycota; Leotiomycetes; Thelebolales; Thelebolaceae. The record is from RefSeq and is a predicted model, not a curated record.
CUCUAUAUCUCAUACCUUGCGUCUGCUGUCGAUUAUCAUGUCUUAAUAUCUUCAUAUCCUUUUUUUUGCAUAUUAUCCUCUUUAAUAUACUUAUUUUCAUACUUAUCUGGAUUACUUACCAAACAUCCUAACACACAUCGCAUGCCUCACCGACACUCGCUAUGACCUCAUCACUGCCGCCAUUACUUACUAAUGCCACCAAACACCGACGAGUACUCAACACCAACCGACCACGACGCUGACUAAUUAUAUAUCAUAGGGCCCAGAUCUAGAUGCGUUACCUACAAACUUCCAAUGACCCAUAUAAAGAUUAUUAAUCUUCACAAGAAAUGUCGUGUCUAUCAAAGACAUGAGAGAUGCCCGUUAUAAGCAACCCUACUAUCCCAUAUCUCCCAUCCCCCACACUCUCAUCCACCACCUCACCCUCCUUCUCCACAUAAUAACCUUCCUCACCUGCGCCCCGCCAACCCCCCCACCACCGCCGCACAUACCAUAUAACCCACCCCCCAAGCAACAACAGAUGUCCAUCCACGAGAUCCUCCCCUUCCACGAGGGCGAGACAAGCCUCCACCACACCCUCCACAUCCCCGACCGAGACAACCCCACGCAGCCUUUCCUCUCCCCCUUCGCCGCCAGCGUGCUCCAACGCUCCCCUCUCAUCGCCCUCGGCGCCGUCGACGAGCAAGGCCGCCCCUGGACGACACUAUGGGGAGGUGAGCCAGCCUUCGCGCGCUCCAUCGCCCCGUCUAUCAUCGCUAUCAAGUCGAGCGUCGCGCGCACACAUGAUCCCGUCAUGGAGAUCCUGCUUGGGGCUGCGACGCCGGGCGAGGUAGUACAGGGAGGUGAGAAGGGCGCGCUGAUGAGUGGCCUGGCCAUCGAUCUGGAAUCGCGGCUGCGAGCUAAGUUUUCGGGGCGGAUGAUAGCUGGUGCGCUGCAGGAGCCUGAGAAGGACAGUGGUGCAGCGGAAGUGCAGCUGGUGAUGAAAAUUGAGACGAGUUUAGGCAACUGUCCCAAAUACCUCAACCGCAAAACCAUCCACCCCGCCCUCCCCAACCCCUCCCUCCUCUCCACCUCCCUCCCCCUCCCCCCCGCCGCCAUCUCCCUCAUCCACGCCGCAGACCUCUUCUUCCUCUCCUCCUCCCACCCCACCUCCCCCUCCACCAACCACCGCGGCGGUCCCCCAGGCUUCAUCCGCAUCCUCACCAACACCUCCAGCGAACUAACUCUCGUCUACCCCGAAUACUCAGGGAACAACCUCUACCAAACCCUCGGGAACUACCGUCUCUCCCCCCUCGCCUCGCUGCUCAUCCCCGACUUCGCCACAGGGAAUGCGCUCUACUUAACAGGCCGCGUGGACAUCCUCAUCGGUCCCGCCGCCUCCGCGAUCCUCCCGCACACAAACCUCGCGAUAAAAUUCACAACUACAGAAUACCGCUUCAUCGCCACAUCCCUCCCCUUCCGCGCAACCCCCAUCGAACCAUCCCCCUACAAUCCUCGCGUCCGCCUCCUUGCCGCCGAGCAAGCCGCCGGCGCCACCGCGCAGGCCGGGGCCGCAGGCACCGCAACACUGCUUUCCCAGACGUCGCUAUCGCCGAGUAUAUCGCGCUUCCGGUUCCGGCUCGAUAAAGCCGCGAAUUGGAAACGGGGACAGUAUGUCGUCCUUGAUUUCAGCGAUGAGUUGGGGAUGGGGUAUAGUCAUAUGCGGGAUGAGGAUCCGCAGAGCUUGAAUGAUGAUUUGGUGAGGACGUUUACGGUGUCUUCUCCUCCGGCGACGGUGGAGGAGGGGGCUUCGACUAAGGAGUUUGAGAUUACGAUUAGGAAGGUGGGACGGGUGACGGGGUUUUUGUUUAAGAGGGAUGGGGGGAAGAGGGGGCUUACGGUGCCGGUGUCGGGGUUUGGAGGGGAGUUUGUGGAUGACGAUGACCUUACCGAGGGAGGGAGGGAGAAAACGGUGUAUAUCGCGGGCGGAGUCGGUAUUACACCCUUCCUUGCUCUAAUAGGCUCGAAGGUCGAUAAGGGUGUGACGCUCUUCUGGACGGUGCGAGAAGCGGAUCUAGGACUCGUAGCGGAUGCACUGAAGAAAAUCGAAGGUCUAGGUGCAGCGCUGAGAUUAUUUAUUACCGGCGUGGGAGCAGAAGGCGGGUUAGGGGGGAGAGUGGAUAAAGGAGAGGUGUUAGGGAGGAUCGUGAAGGAUGGAGGGGUGGUGUGGGAGAGGAGGAUUGAGAAGGAGGAUUUAGUGGGGGAGAAGGGCGGGACGAAAUGGAUGCUUUGUGCAGGGAAGCCGUUGAGGAGUAAGGUUCUGGAGUGGUUGGAGGGGGAGACGGUGAUGUUUGAGGAUUUCGAUUACUAAAAUGGGUUUAUCGGGUAUGAAUUUAUGAGGGUUACGAAGGUGCUACGGGCUUCAAAAUAGGGAAAUGGGUUUAAUGGUUUUCAUAAAAUAUUCUGGGGAGGUUACUAUAUAUUUAUCAACAUUAAAAUAAAUAAACUUUCAACAUCAGUACCUUAAUAAUAACUUUACC